This is a messenger RNA of Emiliania huxleyi CCMP1516, 519 nucleotides long. RefSeq lists its product as hypothetical. The record is from RefSeq and is a predicted model, not a curated record. The transcript has a single exon. Lineage: Eukaryota; Haptophyta; Isochrysidales; Noelaerhabdaceae. Bases 1 to 519 code for a protein of 172 amino acids.
AUGAGCCUACUGGUCCUCUACUAUGCCAUCGGCCUGCCGAUCGGCACCUGGUUUACUUUCACCCAUGGAUGGGGGAUGCUCGGCCUCUGGAGUGGGCUCGCCACGUCCGUCUUCUGCGGCUGGCUCACUAUCACGGUGCAGGUGAUCAUCGACGUCGGAGAGGCGCUGGAGGCCUGCGACGCCGACGCCGACCUCUUUGUCGCGGACCUGAAGGGCUGCCGCUCGAGCGAGCCGUUGCCCAUUGCGCGCGAGAGCAGCGGGGAGAGCGAGUACAGUGAGUGGGAGCCGAGCCGUGAGAGCAUGCACGGUAUCAGCGGAUACAGUGAGUGGAACAGCAAGGAGGCCUCAGAGGCGCACCUCUCCAACCGCGGCCAGCAACUCCUGCUGCUCGCCUACUCGCUGCCUGGCCUCCUCAUCUUUGCGGCGGUGCUCGUGUAUUCCCAGCCCUGGCGGUGGAGAGAGUGGGCGAUAAGGGGAGGGGAGAUGUUACCGCCCGAGGUUACGUACGACGAGCAAUAG